GGCCCAAACACCGAAGCUGGUGGUUUACUGCUUAUUUUGUAUGUAGCUACAUUUAAUGCUAAUCACAAGCCUAGCGCUGGAACACUAGUUAGCUUUUGUUUGCAGUGUGGCUAAGGUGCAACCCUCUGUGUUGUGUGGGGCGGUGUGAUUUGUUUUUGUUUUUUUACCGUUAGUCUGCUGGCCAACUUUAAGAUGCUAAACGCUAAACACAACGAGCUGUGUGAAUACGUGACUAUUUAGACCACAGUAACUAAGACGAAAGGCUCCAGUCGUGCUAUGUUCUUGACAAAUGCUAGCUAGAGUAGCUGAGCGGUUGCCAAUGGAGACAGGAGGCGCUUAUGUGUGUUCAUUUUAUGCUGCUCUUAAACCCAGAGCUGCUAACAGUGACGAUGAAAUGAUAAAUAAAUAAAAAAAAUGGCAGUAAAAAUGUAUUCUGCUCUGUUCUGCUGCACUGUUAGAUUGAUGGCUACUCUUACACUGUAAACCCACCAGCACAGAUUGAACAUGGCUACAAAGCCGAAGGGGAAAGCCUCGAAAAGUUCAUUCAGGGAUGAUUUGCUUGACAGCUUGCUUGAUGAUGACACCGGUAAGGACAAAAGCAUCACGCGAUGGACCUAUGUAUAGCAUGCUAGCACAGGAGAUAAAAAUGGAUGGUGCGGACACUGAGGACUCGGAUGUGUCAGCGGCUGAUCCCAGCGACAUACUCAAGAGCAUGAAGGACAUGGACGACAUGGACGCUGACCUCUUUGCAUCAAAGAAGAAGCCCAGUUCGGCUCCCGCGCAAACCAAGCCACUUGUUAGCGAAGGACCAAAGGAAGACUCUGCUGUGCUCGAGAGCAAUGCAGAGGGAGCAGAUGAACCCACCAAAGGGGGGAAGAAGCCGAACUCUGCACCUUUAUCCACAGCGCGGAGUUAUAAGAAGUUCACCUUCUCUGACAGUGGUGGUGAGGACGAAGGUGUUGCUCAGACUCCUUACGCUAAAGAUCUAGACGACCCCCUGGAUGAUUUGCUUCCAGGUGACUCAAAGCCUGACUUGAAAUCUAGCUUCUCCAAACCUGAAAAAUCCGUGCCAUCUCCAUCAGCAUCUCCCAUGCUAAAGAAUGAAACGACUAAGGCAACAAAGAAAGGCGAGCUCACGUUUGAGGAUGAUAAGGAUGGCCUAAUGGAUGCACUCGGAUUUGACAGUGAUAAAAACAAUCCCAAGAAAAAAGAGACACCGCUUUGGUCUCCCAAGGAAAGAGCCGACGCCCCUCAGAGACCUCGUACCAGAAUUGAUGAGAUUCUGGAGAGUUUCACGUCACCGCGUCUUCUGGAGCGACCACCAACGGGCGAGAGGAAGGACGAGCUUCAGUCUCAAGAGCAGCCGCAACAGGAGAAGACGUCUGCUGGGAAAGAGCCUCGUUUAGAUGAUGACCUCACAUUUGGAUCCUAUCAGCCCACACUGGGAUCCACUUCUGAAGGGCGUCAGUCUCGUAGACAGUCUGUCAGAUUUUCUACUGAGGACAUGAGUGUAUCUACGCCAGAAAAGAAGCCAAAGCCCACCACUCCCACAUCUUCUCGACAACGCAACUCAGCCGACUGGCUGGGCCUCAAGACAGAAGGUGAGCCCGUCUAUCUAGAGGAGGGCGUCGAAAAGACAAAGAAUCCAGCAGAGGCUUCAAAGAGCCCCUCGUCUCCUUUACUGGAGAGAAAGCCCUCAUUCACUGGUAGCCAUUCCACAUCUGUUGAAAAAGCACCAGAAGAGAGCUCAGCCCCAGCUGACAAAACCAUUAAACAGGCCAAGCCUGAGGUUUCUAAAACCCAGAGGAAAGAAGGGGAUGAUGAGGAUGACUGGUUAGCUGGGGCACUGAGCAGGAGGAAGGCUCUGUCCGCGUUAAACACAGAGGCAAAACCGUCCAAGCAGGAAGAGUCUUUCACUGACUUCAGUGUUAGUAAACAAGUAACGUCACAAACUCCCAAAAGCAGAGAAGACACGCUUCCUUCAAUCAAAGAAACGAGUGACACUUUUCCCGGACGCCUCAGUCCUGCUGCUCAUUCCACGCCUGUCAGAGAAGAAAGGCCUAAUCAUGUUAAAGAGUAUACACCCACAGGCGAGUGUUACCCCCCCUCCACCUUAGCAUCAUCCCCACCAAACCCACUCCAUCCAUCAACUCUUAGUUCGCCUUGUCCCUCAGUUUACUCUGCUAGUGAUACUGGUCCCUUGUUAGCCUCUGCUGUUAGCAUUAGCCAGCCUCAGCUUCAGUCCAAACCCCACCACUUUCCAUCCAGUACGGGAUCCAAGGUGCUAACAGAGCCCACUCAGGCUUCAUAUGAAACCUUGCAACAACUGCCUUUGCCCAGCCCCCUGUCUACUGCACUGCCCGGCACAAUGUGGUUUCCGCAGCAAAAUGCAAUGCUAAACACGUCACCUGCUUUCCCACAACAGGCAUCAUUUUCAGCCGACAGUCUGCAGCAGCUGCUCCUCCAAAACCAGCUGAUGCAGACUCAGUUGCUGGGCCUAGGCGGUGUGGUUGAUGCGGGACUCCUGCAGAGACUUAAAGAAAAAGAACAACCUGCAGACUAUCAAGCUUUACAGGCCCGCCUCAUCCAGUUGGAGGGACAGGUCAAGACUUUGCAGCUGGAGCGAGACCAAAGCCAAAUGAUGUUGGAGAGCAUGCAGCAGCGGCACAAACAGGAUAUGGAGCUCCUGGAGAAUGCACACAAAGCUCGUGUGAAACUGCUUGAGGAUUCGGUUGCCCAGCGGGAGACUCAAGCACGACAUGAGUGCGAAGACCUGAUGGAACGCCUGGCAACGGUAACGCGAGUGGCUGAGAAGGAACGCUCAGAGCUCCAGGCUCAGUACCAGCGGAAAAUGGCCCAGGCCCAGCAGGAAAGAGACUGUGAGGUGGAGAGACUCAAAGACCUUCAGAGAAAAUCUAUCUUGGAGAUGAAGAGAGACUAUGAGGAUCAGAUCCACAGGCUGAAGAGGCUAAAGGAAGAAGAGAUUGAUGCUGUUACAAGCGCAACAUCUCAGACCAGGUCCGUGGCAGGGGUGAUUGAAAAGAUGGAGCAGUUCUCCUCGCGGCUUGGAGAGCUUUCCUCUCGGGUGGAGAGCACACACGAACACACCGCUCAUGGCCUGGAGCAGGAGGCACGGCACAGAGACGAGCAGCUUCGAACAAUGCAGGGUCAUCUGGCCCAGCAGCAGAAAGCCAUGGCAGAGGAGAAAGCUUACCUGAAGGACAUUAUUUCCAGGAUGGACACUCAGCUUAAAGAGCAGCAGAGACAGCUUGAGAAGGAGCGCUGGAAGAUGACAGCAGAGCAGGCCAAAGCCGAGUCGACCCAAAGAAGCCUGGAGGAAGAGCGGCGUGUCCUCACCACGCAGAUCAGCGUGGAGCGAGAGGAGCUGGAGAGAGCCAAGAGCGCAUUACUGGAGGAGCAGAAGUCAGUGAUGCAGCACUGCGCUGAUGAGAGGAGGAAGCUGGCGGCCGAGUGGGCACUCUUCCACGCCCAGGAGAAGCAGAGGCAUGAGAGGGCUGAGCGUGAGGUCAGCAGUCUGUUGGAGAAGAGGGAGGGCUCCAUCAUAAGUCUGGCACAGGAGCAAGCUGACUUGAAGCUUCGCACGGCCGAGCUGAAACAGAAGGAACUGGCCGUGGCACGGGAGCGAGAAGCUCUGGAAGAACUUAGAGAAGAGCUGGACAGAGAGAAAGAAAGACUAAGCAGCACGGCCCUGAGACUCAAAACACGAGCCCAGGAGGUCGAGGCCUUCAGCAAGCUCGCGGCAGAGAAGUAUGAGGAGGGGGAACGAGCAUUGCAGGAGGCGAAACGAUUGGAGGCGGAGCACGAGGCGCGACUGAGAAAUAUUCACACCCAAACAGAGCACCUGAGGCAGCAGGAGCAACGGAUUUUAAAGGAGCAAAUACGAUUAAGUCACCUGCAUAAGGAUACAGAGAGGCUGAGGCAAAACCCUCCUCUUACACCUCUACCACAAAUUAUUGCCCCCGUUUUACCAGACUCAGUUUCAGAGCUGCCUGCAACCCUGAAUGUUCCUCCUCCAGUUUCAUUUACCGGCUCUCAGUCUAUGGCACUUCAGGCCAAUCUGGCUCUGUGGAGAUAUACUGCGGAAAAGGACCGUGAAUACCUACAAGAGGAGCAGUUCUUUCUAGAAAAUCUGAAAAAGAAAUCUUACAGGUCAUCUUUCAGCACAGAUUGACCAACACAUUUUGGGCCUUCCUCCCAG
Pelmatolapia mariae (spotted tilapia) is the source of this 4219-nucleotide messenger RNA. RefSeq names its product fas-binding factor 1 homolog. Gene Ontology annotation, biological process: cilium assembly; establishment of epithelial cell polarity. NCBI's taxonomy places the organism in Eukaryota, Metazoa, Chordata, Actinopteri, Cichliformes, Cichlidae. Gene Ontology annotation, cellular component: centriole; ciliary basal body; ciliary transition fiber. The record is from RefSeq and is a predicted model, not a curated record. Bases 551 to 4192 code for a protein of 1213 amino acids. The transcript has 32 exons.